Perca fluviatilis (European perch) is the source of this 2263-nucleotide messenger RNA. RefSeq names its product actin related protein 2/3 complex, subunit 1A (gene arpc1a). The record is from RefSeq and is a predicted model, not a curated record. Gene Ontology annotation, molecular function: actin filament binding. Gene Ontology annotation, biological process: Arp2/3 complex-mediated actin nucleation. Gene Ontology annotation, cellular component: actin cytoskeleton; Arp2/3 protein complex. Lineage: Eukaryota; Metazoa; Chordata; Actinopteri; Perciformes; Percidae. The transcript has 11 exons. The coding region runs from base 344 to 1456 and encodes 370 amino acids.
AGUUUGUGUGUGAGACGUCGAUGUGAACCAGUUUUUUCAGUUGAAUGUAACACAGCUAACGUGAUGAGGCUAAGCUAGCUGUCAGCCAGGCAUCCACGGGUUUUGCUGCAGAGUUAGCUAGCUACCGGAUGCUCCCGGUGUCGUAUCCUACUGGCCGUCUUGACAUUCCCUCAACAUUCCUGGACGAAUUCGUGUCGACUGACCAGAGUCCGCGAAUUCAGGUCCAUUCCCAAUCUAACCUUUCCCCGCUGGCGUAAUUUAGCUGGCUUGCCGGCUAACUGAGAGUUCACACCCGGAGAACCGGAUUUACGAGAGUUCCACUUAAGGACCACACCCAGACAAGAUGUCACUUCAUCAGUUUCUGUUGGAACCCAUCACCUGCCACGCGUGGAACCGCGACAGGACACAAAUAGCAAUCAGUCCAAAUAACCAUGAAGUCCAUAUCUACAAGAAGAGUGGCAACCAGUGGGUUAAGACCCAUGAGCUGAAGGAGCACAAUGGACACAUAACAGGUAUUGACUGGGCUCCCAAAAGUGACCGUAUAGUGACAUGUGGAGCAGACCGUAAUGCCUAUGUGUGGUCCCAGAAGGAAGGGGUAUGGAAGCCAACACUGGUCAUCCUCAGGAUCAACCGAGCUGCCACCUUCGUCAAGUGGUCUCCACUGGAGAACAAGUUUGCAGUUGGAAGUGGUGCUCGACUCAUUUCUGUCUGCUACUUUGAGUCUGAGAAUGAUUGGUGGGUGAGCAAGCACAUCAAGAAGCCAGUACGCUCCACCAUCCUCAGUCUGGACUGGCAUCCCAACAACAUCCUGCUGGCUGCUGGAUCCUGUGACUUCAAAUGCAGGGUGUUCUCAGCCUACAUUAAGGAGGUGGAAGAGAAACCAGGCCCCACACCCUGGGGCAGCAAGAUGCCAUUUGGCGCUGUGCUAGCAGAAUUUGGAGGAGCGGGUGGAGGGGGUUGGGUCCACUCUGUCUCUUUCUCAGCUUCUGGUAAUCGCCUGGCCUGGGUCAGCCAUGAUAGCACUGUCACUGUGGUGGACAGCUCCAAGACUGCCAGUCCCUCACAGCUGAAGACGGAGUUCCUUCCUCUCCUCAGUGUCAUUUUUGUUUCAGAGAACAGUCUAGUAGCUGCGGGCCACGACUGUUGCCCCAUGCUGUUCCGUUGCGACGAUGGUGGAGCGCUGACAUUUGUGUCAAAGCUUGACCUCCCCAAGCAGAGCAUCCAAAGGAACAUCUCUGCCAUGGAGCGCUUCAGGAACAUGGACAAAAGAGCCACCACCGAGGACCGCAACACUGCCCUGGACACACUGCACCAGAACAGCAUCACCCAAGUGUCGAUCUAUGAAGGAGAUAAAAGGGAUUGUCGCAAGUUCUGCACCACAGGCAUCGAUGGAGCAAUGACCAUUUGGGACUUCAAGAGUCUAGAAGCUUCUAUCCAGGGUCUCCGCAUCAUGUGAAGAAAUCUUAUAAAUGAAUGAAGAAACGCAGCAGGCCUCACUUCUCCCCUCGACCCCCCCCUCCCCCUCUCCUCUUUCCACCUCACCCCCUCUCUGCUCCUGCGACGCAGCCAGUAACACAUAACUGACCGCCUAAUCGAGUGUCUGCUGAAGCACUGAUCAGACCAUAACGCACUCUUGUGGGUGUGUGCAAACACUCUCUCACACACACACACACGCACACGCACACUAAAGUACACUCAUACACUACACGCACACACUGAGCUGACGUGUGACAUCACUGUUGAUUUUUUUUGUUUGUUUUUAAAUGAAGGUUAACCAGGUGUCAAAGUGGGAAGCUCCUCUGACACGUAUAAAAACGUGGCGUGAAAUGUGUGUUUUUAUGUUCUCUAACCUCCUGUACCAAAAGUUGAACACAAAAAAGGUGCGUUUUAUCCAAAAGUCAGACUGUAUGUCACCUCAGAUCAACCUUAACAUGAUCUCUGAAUAUCAAUGUUUAGUAGAACGGAGGACGUGAUGCUUUACUUCCUUGGGUCUAGUAAAUAUUCUCCCGCAGGUGAAGUGAUUGUGAGGUUAUGACCCGGGUUAUUGAUAUUCUGAGGUCAUGUUGCUGGUUGGCUGUAGAGAGCUGUAUAGGAUCUGAUGGUGGAGAGAGAAAGCAGUUGUCUGAACUCUGUGUGGAGUCACGGCUGGCCAGCACUAAGCUCUGUAGCUACUACACUAAAACCACACAAGAUGGAGGAUUUCUAUGUAACUGAUCAUGAGGUAGGCAUGAAAUAAAGAUGUACAUUUACAGUACACAACUCA